CCGUCAUUUACCAUUUACCUCCAGUCGCCAUCGGACUCGGUUACAGUCAGACAGGGAUCCCUGCUCCCGAUUCCCUAAACUCUUCCCCUUUUCCUCUUUUCCCUGUGCGCUCUGUGCUGUUUAUAGCUCUCUUUCUUUGUUUGAAACAAGCUUUUAUACGCUGGUGCCUGCGUUGCCAUGGAAUGAAGGAUCUUCUGCGUUGUUGUCUUUCUUUUGCCCAGGUUUCAGCCACCACGGAUAUCAAUCGACCUCAAGUCGUCCAACAACUUGAUCCUCCUCGGAAUCUCUGUUGCAUCCGUUUGAAGAUAAUCACUUUUGCAGGUUCUCAUCCUUAAUCAUCGGGUCGUUCGCCCGUGAUAUUCUUCCUGUCAGCCUGCGAAGAUGGCGCAGAAGAUCGAUUUCAAUGCGCUCAGAGCGCGCACGUUGGGAUCCGGGAAUGAUGAAGAGGCGGUUACAGUGGACACAAGGGGUUUGAUCUCGAAGGUUCUUGCACGAUACUCAGGCAAAUGGACUGUUCUGCGCGAAAUGAUACAGAAUGCCGCGGAUGCGAAUGCCAGGAAAGUCACUAUCAAAUUCGAGACUAUACCUUCAACCACGGUACCCUUGCCUCCAGCUCCCGAUGAGAACACCCUGAUCAAGCAUACGAUCUCCCAUCAUACGCUCAAACGCCUCCUCAUAUCGAACAACGGUCUUCCUUUUAGUGAAAAGGAUUGGUCAAGGCUGAAGCGUAUUGCUGACGGAAAUCCCGAUGAAACUAAAAUUGGAGCAUUUGGCGUCGGCUUCUACAGUGUCUUCGACGAUUGUGAGGAGCCUUUUGUAUCAUCCGGAAAGGAAGCAAUGGCCUUCUAUUGGAAAGGAAACGCACUUUUUACACGCCGAUUACAGCUGAACGAAGACGCCAAUCCCGAGACCACGUUCGUUCUGGACUAUCGCAAUGACUCCACCCCAAUCCCUUCGCUGAUGCAGUUAUGCCAGUUCUUAUCCAGUAGUCUUACUUUUGUCAGCCUCGAAGGUAUAGAGCUGUGGCUAGACGACUGGAAAGUGCUGCAACUUUCCAAAAAGACAGCCCCAAGUGUUGACCUUGUCAUUCCAAGAGACAUCGACACAAAGACGCCUCACGGACUGAUGAAAAUCCAGUCGGUUACUCGGGAGGUUGCCCAGGUUGACGCUGAGUGGAUGCGAGUUGUCGAAUGGAAACCAAAUGCAAGCAUUUUCAGCGAGGGCCUCCGUGAUACUACAGGCUCGUUACGCACCUUCUUCUCACGACUCACCGGCCAAAAAACCUCGGAAAAGCCGUUGAAGACCGAAGUCAAUGACAAUACAAGCGACAUCAGCGAGAUGAUCAAGACCUCAAAGGCAUCUGUCUUCCUUCACAUCAACACUGCUAGUAUUCAAGCGUCUGUCAGUCAAUCAUUGAGUAGUGAACUUGAAAGAGCAACUCGGAAACCACCGCCGAAGAAAUCGACAAUCGCUAUCUUGACACCUUCAUAUGAUACUACUUUAGCCUCCAGAGCGUCCGGCCUGGAGUCGGAAAUUCUUGCCUCUAUACUUCCUUCGAAAGAUGGAAGGAUCUUCAUAGGUUUCCCUACCCAUCAAACAACAGGCCUCAACGCUCAUAUAUCGGCACCUUCUGUGAUUCCCACGGUCGAGAGGGAGAGUAUCGAUCUCAACACUCGAUAUAUUAGCAAGUGGAACCUUGAAAUGCUACGGGCGGCCGGCAUUGUCUGUCGUAUUGCUUGGACUGCGGAGAUGGCAUCCAUAAAAUCCAGGAUACACCCCGGAAAGAACGAUUCCAACUCAACCAAGAUCCGCAAAGAUGAUAUAGGCGAUAUUCUCCCCGAGGCCAUCCAUACCGCAAAUCAAUUUGUAUUUCGUGAUUCGACCCCAUCCUCAGUGCUGGGGCAGACAAUAGAGGACGCAUUCUGGACGUGCAACAAAAGCUCCUCGAUUGAAGUUCUGUCAACAUGCGGUGUAAUUCAGAGCCAUCAAGCACGCAUAGCUCCCAAGGAUCUCAGUUUCAUGGAUUCGAUUCCAGUUUUGCCAGAUGCUUUCGUGACAGGUGCUAAAGAUUUUGUCAAGAAAUUGACAGACUUUGGCCUGGUGACUGACAUCACUGUGUCCGACAUCAAGAAAGAGUUGGAGCGCACUACGUUGCGCUCUAGUCAAGUCAACGAGUUUCUUGCCUGGCUCAGUCGGAAGGCUGUUGCGGGUCAGCUCGAUACUUAUUCCGUUCAAAGUAUCCUUAGUGUUGCAGUAGCAAGCGACGAAGAGAGCGCCGACUCACAGGGCAAAUUGAUUGUCUUUGCGGGUAUCGCCAGCUUUCUGAAUCCGCAAAGAAUACCAGCAAGCUUGCCCUUGCCACCAUCAGUGGCACCAUUUAAAUUCACAAAGAAUCUUGGGAACAGAGAGCUGGAGGCAAUGGGAUGGACAGAAUUACAGGUUGUCACCUGGAUCCUUUGGUUGGUUGAGAAUGCUGGCAAUCGAAAUAUACUCCCAGCAGCUCAUGAUAUCACUCAGAAUCCGUCAUUCUCCGGGCAGGUUCUUCCAGUAAUAUCGAAGCAAUGGGAGUACUUUAGUCCGACAUCGAAGCAAACAGUGAGCAAUGUGCUGCAAUCGAAGACCAUUAUUCCAACCAAGCUGGGGAUGAAGACUCCACCCGAAACAUAUUUUUCUUCUGUUCGACUGUUCGAUGAUUUACCUGUUAUCCAUGGUCUUAAUGGUGUCAAGGAGAAGUUUUUGGCAUCAUUAGGAGUUCGUAAAACAGUUGAACUCGGAGUUAUUUUUGAACGUCUUCUGAACUCAUCUGAGUCCUCGGACUCAGGGAACAGCAGCGAGCGGAGGUGGAGCCAUGUCGAUUUGAUACGCUAUCUAGCAUCCGUUCAAGCAGACAUACCUUCGAAGGAUAUCAAGAGGCUUAAGGAUACGAGCCUCUGCCCAGCUGAAUACCACGAUGGGCAGACUUCUAAUGAAUCCAAGCGCGCUGAGACAACGCGCUACAAGAUAUGCGAAUUGUUUGAGCCUAAAGAUUCACUUCGGGCGCUUGGAUUGCCAAUCAUUCAGUGGCCCGGAAAGUAUCUACCUAGCAGCAAUGAGGGUAAAUUUUUAUCUAUGCUUGGCUUGAGGGCUUCUCCAUCCGCCGCAGACUUAGUUGAUACUAUGGCGAGAGCAGCCUCAGAGAAGAACUGGAGUUUGCACACAAGAGCCAUGUCAUACUAUAUCGCUGAGUAUCAUACAAGCGGCUAUGCUAUCUUUGACUGUGGCGCAAUCAAGGUUCCAUUCCUACCUGUCGAAGGGUCGGACACUUUAAGCACCCCUGGGAAAUGUUUUACUGAAGAGGGUGCUACACUAUUUGGCUUUCAGAUUCUCCGAAAGGAUCUUCAUCCGCAUGCCUCGAAGUUUGGAGUAAAGGAGCAUCCUGCUUUGAGCGAUUGUCUAGAUUGUCUUAUGCGCCUGCCGCCAUCUAACAAAAGAGACGCCCGGGUGGUAUUCAAGUACCUUGCCGGAAGGGUAUCGGAGCUCAGAUCCCGGGACAUCGAUCGUGUUAGCAAUGCUCAGAUUGUGCCCGUCUCGACUGCUCAUGACUCAAUGGACAACAAGUCUUCUGUGCGUCACGUGGCGCCCAAGCUCUGUUACCUGGGAGAAGGCGAGGAUUACAAGGACAUAUUUGAUUUCGUCGAUUUCGAUCAGGAGGCCAAUCUAUUUCUUAUGGCAGUCGGUUCCAAGCGUGAGCCAACGAAAACAGAGCUUGCGCAUAUGCUAGUAAGAGAGCCCGCAAGAGUAUCGGCAACUUUUCAAAGUGCAGAUAAGUAUCUCAAGUUGCUUAGAACGCUUGCAGAGCAUCUCCCGGUGCUCAAGAAAGAUCGAGAAUUGUUCCUGGAGAUGAAAAGAUCCGCGUUCCUUCUAUCCAGCAGAGACAUAACGUCUCUGGCUCAGGCGAAUGUCAGCAAUGAUGCCGCGGGCUCAGAAGACGAAGACGAAGAACAGAGCAUUAAGGAGUGGACUUUGACCGUCGCCAAGGAUGCAGUGGUUGUGGAUGACUUUCAAAGUUUCAAUUUGUUCAAGGAACAUGUUUUGGCCGCUCCACAAGAAGAGCUUCUAGAGAACUUCUACCUUUCUUUGGGAGCAGUGCCGCUGAGCAGCCUGGUCGAAGAGCGCGCUCAUUGGGGUGCAGUGGCAGCUGAUCAGAGUCCAGCAGCUAAAUUACAAAAGUUGAUUCACGAACGCACGAGACUCUUCCUGCAUGACCAAUCGUCGGAUUCCAUACGACACGAUGUGCGCUGGCUCGAAAAACAUCUACAAGUCCAGGUGGUACAAUCCAUUUCCCUCACUCGAUCUCUGAAGGGACGGCGUAUAUCUCAUACUCAGAAGCGAAGUGCAAUCAUCACCCAGCAGCCAUCGCGGAACUGGAUGUUGUGGAUAUGCCCGGGCAGAUACGAUCUUUAUGAAAUAAGUCAGGCUCUGGUGCAUCUCAUUCUUGCUAGACCGAAGCUUCAUUCGACUCUGACCCUGGAAAUGCUCCUAAAGACCGAUCUCCUGGAGUUGAAAGCUCGCGGGUACAAUGUCGAACGUAUUCUCAAGCAGAAGGCCCAAGAAGCAAGGGUGGCAGAAGACAGGCGACAGAAGCAGCUUGAGGAGGAACGACACCGCUUGCAGGAAAGAGAAGCCGCCUGGGCUCAAGGCCAGACUCAGGUGCAGAGCCAGAGUCAGACACGCUCGCACACAACGGAAGAUGAGCGGCAGCUUAUGCCAGGCGACUUCCCCGAUUCUCCCUCGAGCAGAAAUUCUUCCCGUGAUUUGCAGGUUGACAGGUCGGAUCAGGCUCAAAACCAGAAGCCGCGCGGGUUUCUGGCCAAUUUGACCAAGCGGUUUGGGCUUGAGGGUAACCGGUCGCCUUGGAAUGCCCUCAACGGGGAGUCUUCGAACACGCCAGUCCCUGGACCCUCUGAAAAUGCUACACCUCCUCCACCUUACUCCGUCCAAGAUCCACAGCAAAAGUCUCGUCCGGAAGCACCGGUCGCUGCCAACUCUCCUCAUCGCCUGCAAUCCGAAUUGCUUUCGGCGGUUCAGGCGUGUCGACCCCAUGGUUCGUCCGAUGUCUAUACCCGACCACAAACGAAUCAGGUUACAGAAACCAAGUCCUACUGCGAUGAGAAACCAAGCCAUGAUCUUGAAUUUGUGGCUACUCUUGCUUGUGGCAUCCAUGUGCUAUUUGUCAAAACCCUUCCCGACCGAUCGGCUUUCCUGGCAAAGAAUAGUCUUGGAAUCAACGUUUUCGCAUCCCUGCUGAUCGACUGUGCUGAUGUCUUUUCACUACGCUUCGACAUCAUCAGCGUCUUUUAUGACCCGGGAAAGACCAUUGCUUUCAAUCGGGCCGGUAGCAUUUUUUGCAACUACUUCUUCUUCCAGCAGCUGCACGAGAAGCAGCUACUCCAGAACUCUGCUGGCACUCGAUCCGAAGCACUGAUUUAUUGGUGGGUGAUCUUGUGCCAUGAACUGGCGCAUAAUCUUGUCGAGGAUCACAGUUCCGCACACAGUUUCUACACUGAAGGAUUCGUUGCGCAGUACUUCCCUAAAGUUGCGGCCAAGCUUGUGAUCCCCAGUGAGGGAAAUUGAAACCUCGAGCGGAUGUUGAUGAUGAAUUGGCAUUGGUCGCCUCGUUGGUUAAGUCUUUGUUGAGUUGAGUUUAGACAGACAUGAUGAUGAUGGUGGUGUCUGCUUUAGAGCAUGCUAUCAUGGGAUUCGUCCGGCAUAGAGUAAGCGUCAGAUGAUUUACUUUACUUUACGUCUAUAAUAUAGCUCUAGCUAGUGUCGAGUACUCGAGUCCAAUCCAGAGGAUGCAGGGCGUUUUCAGUGGUUGGUUUUAUGGUUAUCAUGUAUGUACAUUUGUG
Molecule: messenger RNA, 5888 nt
Organism: Aspergillus japonicus CBS 114.51
Lineage: Eukaryota; Fungi; Ascomycota; Eurotiomycetes; Eurotiales; Aspergillaceae
Product: histidine kinase-like ATPase domain-containing protein
Exons: 3
Coding region: 382-5613 (1743 amino acids)
Source: RefSeq, a predicted model, not a curated record